AUGUCUCAGGAAAUGGAAGAAUCUCCACAACACAAUCAAGAUGACACAACUCAACAAGACAAUGAUGACAAUGCCAGUUGUGUGGCAGUAGACGAAAUGGACUAUGAAGCAAUUGAAUUAAAAGAUGAAGCAAACUUUGAUCCAACAUCUCCCAAAACUUUGGACACCACAACAGCUGACAUGUCUAAAAUCCAAUCUUCCUCCACCAAUAACAACCAGCUUCCCAUGAUAGUUUCCCAAAACACUAAAAAAUUGAAAAGAUCAUGUAACUAUUUCAGAAUUAUUACAUUGGGAAGUUUAUUUUUCAAUAUUAUUGCAUUCUUUGCCUUGAUUGGCCUCACAAUCAAUACCUAUUUGACUUCCAAUAAUACUUCUAUUGAAAUUCUCAUAGCUCGUGGUGAUGCCAAGUAUUUCAAUACAGUUUUAUGGGAUACGAUGAAGUGGUCAGUGCUUGGAAGAGAUAAUUCCACCAAUUCGAGAUUUACGUCAAAUCUCAAGAAUUUCAAGAACUCUUUCAAGAAUAUCUUAACUAAUUUGCCAACUGGGUUCAAGUGGACUAUAUUGAAUGGAACUGAUUCGACUUCGAAUGUUCCAAUGUUUCCCUAUUAUGAAAUGUUGAUGAAUUAUACGAAAAACAAUCAAUUUGAACUAGCUCAGAGUUUGUUUUAUUCGGCAGAGUAUCAAGCUGCACUCAAUGAUUGGAAUGCUCAGUAUGAAAAGUUUCAUCAAUCGGUUACUUCAGUUGGUCAAUUUCUCGAUGAUUAUGUUGUGAGAUCAAGUAUUGCAAAUUUGAUAAUUAUUUCAAUUUCAUUGAUUAUCAUUAUUCCAGUGACUAUAGUUGUGUUUAUAAUGAUGGUUAGAAAGGAUGGAUUAGCAAAGAAUACACUUCAAUCACUCAACUCACAAUUAUUAGCAGAAACAAUGAAAGAUCCAACAAAGAGACAACUUUUCAGAGAACAUUGUGAAAAGAAUAAUAUGGGUGAACAGUAUAGUGUAUUGGAGAAAUGUAUCUUUUACAGGGAAUGUUGUGAACUCAUUGCAAAGCUUCCAAAGAAGGGUUCAACUGUCAUUGACGAAACUCAAAAAUUGGAGAAAACCAAGAUUGAAAUUGCAUUCGAAAUUCUUGGUGAUAUGCAAGAAUCUACAAGUAGUGUGAUUGACAGCUCUGCAAAGAAUUAUAUUUGCUCUACACUCGAUGAAAUUAACAAUACUCUUAAUGUUAGAUCAGAUAUGAAUGAAAUCAAUUUGCCUAGCUCUUUAUUUGAAGUUCUUGAGAAGGAAAUUCAAGAUCAAAUGUUGUUUGUUCACUAUGUUUUCAAGAAAAAAAAGUAAAUUGUGUAAUUUUUAA
Molecule: messenger RNA, 1348 nt
Organism: Naegleria gruberi
Lineage: Eukaryota; Heterolobosea; Eutetramitea; Acrasida; Naegleriidae
Exons: 1
Coding region: 1-1332 (443 amino acids)
Source: RefSeq, a predicted model, not a curated record